AUGUCAUUUGACAAUCAAAAAUAAAAAAAGACCCAAGACAAUAAAAUAACAAUGGUUAAUGAAAUGGUCUUUCUAAAUUUCACUGGCCAAUCUCCAAUUAAAACAGCGCCAUUGUUAAAGAAAUAGAAAAGCAGAAAACAAUACAAGAGAGCUGCAACUAUCAUCGAUGAUGAUGAUUCCUAUAAGGGACCAUUUGAGGAUAGCAGAGUAACAAGAAUGAUCUUUGAGAAGUAUAGAAUGGUUGAACUAACUCGAUUUUGGUUUAUCAUUGCAUGUAUGGUGCUAACGAUCUUAGAAGUAUUAAUGUUUUGAAUUAGUAUGAAUAUAGUUUUUCAACAUUCCUAACCAAGACGAUGGAAUUUGAAUUGCGCCUGCUAUUGUACAUAAUAUUCUAUAUGUCAUUGAUAAUUGUCUUGCUGACAAUCAUAGCUUACUUAAUUGAACUUGAAUAUAGAAAGUGUUCAAAAAUUAUUUCCAGCAAAGCAUCCCUCGUAUAAACUGACUUAAAAUGGGGAUUGCUAUGUGAAAUUAUCAUUAUCCUUCCCACCUCUAAUCCUUUCACUUAAGGUUAUUAUGUUAACUUUGAAUAGAGAGGAACAGCAGAAACCAGAUUUUAUAUGAUGAAUGAAAUUCUAACAUAUAUCAUGUUUUUCAGACUCUAUUUGCUCCUGAAUAUCGGGUUUAAAUUUUAGACCUAUUAUUCGAAUCGGAUCGGAAGAGUGUGGUAUAAUAUUGAUGUCAAUUUGCAUAGUCGUUUGUAUCAGACUCGAUUCGGAACUCAUUUAAUGUUGAAAUUAUGCAUACGCCAAUUCCCCUUCUACACCUUGACUUGGCUCUUCAUUGUUGGCUUCAUCCAAUACACCUAUUAGUUAGAGAUAUCGGAAAGGCCACUCCUGAGAACUUUUGAUUCCUUGGACAACUAUGGACUCACCAAAAGUCAGUGGGUUACUAUGAUAACCAUAGCCACAGUAGGGUAUGGGGAUUUCUUUCCUUACACAGAUUUGGGUCGAAUAGCCAUGACAUUGGGGUUGUUUUACGGUGUCACCAUAACCUCAUUGUUUACAGCCAUAUUAUAUAAUAUGUUAUAGCCAAAUUCAGGAGAGUACCAGUCUUGGGCUCUGUUGGACAAAGCCACAAUCACGAAGAACAUAAAAAAGGCAAGUUCAAGAAUAUUUUUUUAUUUGAAUGAGUUGAGGAAAAGAAAGAAAGUCUCAAAAACUGAAGGGUUGAAUAAUAAUUUUGAAGAUACACUGUUUAAUUUAGAACGAUUUCUAUAAGAUGUUGGGAUGUUGAAAAGGUAUUGAGUUAUUAUGUCACACGAUAGAAUGCAUAGGGAUAUUGAUGGAGAAGAAUUCUAAGAAAUGGUGAAACGGAAAUUCGGAGAUGCCAAUGGCAAAUUCAAAGAAAUCAGACAACAACUGUAUAAAUUCAAUGAAUAGUAAUACUUGAUACAGGCUCACCUGUCUAAACUAUAGUAAAACUCGAUUUUGGAAAAAGAAUAGACCUAAAUACAACAAAUACAAGUUUCCCCUGUUUCUCAAAAGAUCCUCAGGAACUAAUUAAACACGGAAGAGAAACUUAGCAAAGAUGAAGAAUUUUUCAAUAACUUGGACGAUUCACAUAGAGACUCUUGUUUGAUGAGUUUCCACGAUUGA
This is a messenger RNA of Paramecium octaurelia, 1655 nucleotides long. The record is from the annotation of a GenBank genome assembly. Lineage: Eukaryota; Ciliophora; Oligohymenophorea; Peniculida; Parameciidae.